Molecule: messenger RNA, 470 nt
Organism: Asterias rubens (European starfish)
Lineage: Eukaryota; Metazoa; Echinodermata; Asteroidea; Forcipulatida; Asteriidae
Exons: 3
Coding region: 153-467 (104 amino acids)
Source: RefSeq, a predicted model, not a curated record
UUGAGGGCGGCAGCACAUUCGAUUUUGAGCUUAUGUCCGCUGCUGAAAAAUCCAAAGAAAGAGGAAACCUCGAAAGAGUGGUGAAUCUUCUUCCCAAAACAAACAUUGAAUGAAUCGAAUGUGACUAGUCAAGCUUGGGACAACAAAACACCAUGCCGUCACUGUGGCAGCACGUCCAAGGAAAGUUUGACCGCAGCAAAAACUCAAAGUGGGGCUGGAGAGUUUCAGCUGUGUAUGGCUUUGGCGUUUGGACUUUACUGGGUGUAGUGGUAAUUAAGGUGAUAUCAAGUGCAGGUUCAAUGGUGGCUGGUCAGUACGGAAUGUCCAAGGACACCUAUUCCACAUUGUCUGAGAAGGAAAAGGAACAGCUGGCUCAAGAAAAAAAGCUCCAAACUUGGGCUAGACAACAAGAGCUGGCUGAAUAUGUUGCAGAGAAUAUCUACACCCCUGUUGACUUCAUAGGUUGAAAA